GGAGCCAGUCUAUCCUAUAAGCGCGCUUACAGCCAACCUGCUAACAUUCGCUGACACCCUCACGUUUCAGAGCCGAAGGAAAUGGCCACGAGGACCGACGCAUCGAUAUAGUCUUUCUUAUUAGAUUUAUUUCAAAAGCUGUGCGUUGGAGGAAUAGAUUUCCUUCUGGAACUAAUAAUCUCUGUACACCGUAUUUAGACUACCUUGACAACCGGUCUCAGUGAUUGACAGCAGGACCGAUACAUGCGAGUUGUUGAUGCGCUUAAAAAACUUUUAUGAACCCAAGGUUCGACUUGGUCUUAUCCGUUAUGGUGAUUUUUCAAUUUAGGCUAUUGAAAUAUUUUUUUUCUUGUUGAAAAAUACACAUCUUCACCUUGCUGCGGGUUUCUUCUUUAUUGCCACUGCGGAUUACAAUUCUCAACUGGAUGUAAAAGGCAUCAACUUGAUACACCACCUUCUCUGCGGACUGACACAUUCCCUGUGUCUUCCCUUUUUAUCUCCAAGACAGGCGCAUGUCGAUGGCGCAAAGGUACGAUGAGCUGUCCCACUAUGGUGUUGGGAUGGACGGAGUUGGACUCCCGGCGUCCAUGUAUGGAGACCCGCAUGCUCCCCGGCCGCUUCCGCAAGUCCACCACUUUAACCAUGGUUCGACUGCACAUCCAAACCAGCACUAUGGAUCCCACGCACCCCACAACAUCAUGCCCAGCAUGGGCAGCGUGGUGAACGACGCAUUAAAAAGAGACAAAGAUCAAAUCUAUGGUCACCCGUUGUUCCCUCUGCUCGCCUUGGUGUUUGAGAAGUGUGAGUUGGCGACCUGCACGCCCAGGGAACCUGGAGUAGCGGGUGGCGAUGUCUGCUCCUCAGACUCCUUCAACGAAGACAUCGCAGUCUUUGCAAAACAGAUACGGGCAGAAAAACCGUUAUUUUCAUCGAAUCAAGAGGUGGACAAUUUGAUGAUUCAAGCUAUUCAAGUAUUGCGAUUUCAUCUUUUAGAAUUAGAGAAGGUGCACGAGCUCUGCGACAACUUCUGCCAUCGGUACAUCAGUUGUUUGAAAGGCAAAAUGCCCAUCGACUUGGUCAUAGACGAUCGAGAUGGCUGCAAAUCUGACUUAGAUGACCUGACGGAAUCUUCCACAAAUCUAGCAGAUCACAACCCAGCGUCCUGGAGAGACCUGGAUGACGCCCACUCCACGCCCUCCGUGGGCACCCCGGGGCCCUCCAGCGGGGGCCACAUCUCCCAGAGUGGGGACAACAGCAGCGAACUCGGAGAUGGCCUCGACAACAGUCUGGCGUCGCCGGGUACAGGAGACGAGGAUGACCUGGACAAGAAGAGACAGAAGAAGAGAGGUAUCUUCCCCAAAGUGGCCACCAAUAUAAUGCGAGCGUGGCUCUUCCAGCACCUCACGCACCCCUACCCUUCAGAGGAACAGAAGAAGCAGCUAGCACAGGACACAGGCCUCACCAUCCUGCAAGUGAACAACUGGUUCAUCAACGCCAGGAGGAGAAUAGUACAGCCUAUGAUUGACCAGUCUAACAGAUCAGUGGGCCAGGGGACGGCAUACAGCCCUGAUGGGCAACCAAUGGGAGGCUUUGUCCUCGACGGACAGCAACACCUGGGGAUUCGGCCUGGCGGACCAAUGGGUGGAAUGGGAAUGAAUAUGGGGAUGGAUGGUCAGUGGCACUACAUGUAAACCCUGUCCAACCGAGGCAAGCCUGAAGAAGAAGAUGGAGAAGCCUCCGUGGUUUGCUCAGGGAAAAUCCUGCCGCUUGGUUCCAAUGAGCGCGUGACUCCGCCCCAGUCACACCUGUACCUGUCAUCUGACCACGCCCACCUCACGUCCCCACUGGAGCAUAGAGGACCACACCCACAUCUGCACAAACGCCGCCCACAUUGACCUUUAAUAACCCCACGCCUGGAGGAAGACGAGGAUCUACUAAUAAACAACAACAAAAACAACAACAACAUUUGCAGACAACAAUCUUCCAAAACAAAAAAGACUUCUGUAUGAACAACGGAAGCUAAAAUGACCUCAACAACAUUUUGACACAUUUUUUGUUUUCUUUUUUAAAUUAUUUAUUUAUUUUUCUACAAUGGUGGACCAUAGGGACAAUAACUUUUUAGUCUUUGCCCGAGAUAUAUUGACACAGCCGGCACACACACACACUAACACACAUUCCCUCUCUCUCUCUCACACACACACACACACACACACACUAACACACAUUCCCUCUCUCUCUCUCUCACACACACACACACUAACACACAUUCCCUCUCUCUCUCUCUCUCUCACACACACACACACACACACACACACACACACACACACACACACACACUAACACACAUUCCCUCUCUCUCUCUCACACACACACACACACACACACACUAACACACAUUCCCUCUCUCUCUCUCACACACACACACACACACACACACACACUAACACACAUUCCCUCUCUCUCUCUCACACACACACACACACUAACACACAUUCCCUCUCUCUCUCACACACACACACACACACUAACACACAUUCCCUCUCUCACACACACACACACACACACACUAACACACAUUCCCUCUCUCUCUCUCACACACACACGCACACACACUAACACACAUUCCCUCUCUCUCUCUCACACACACACACACACUAACACACAUUCCCUCUCUCUCUCACACACACACACACACACUAACACACAUUCCCUCUCUCACACACACACACACACACACACACACACUAACACACAUUCCCUCUCUCUCUCUCACACACACACACACACACACUAACACACAUUCCCUCUCUCUCUCACACACACACACACACUAACACACAUUCCCUCUCUCUCUCUCACACACACACACACACACACACUAACACACAUUCCCUCUCUCUCUCACACACACUAACACACAUUCCCUCUCUCUCUCUCACACACACACACACACACACUAACACACAUUCCCUCUCUCUCUCUCACACACACACACUAACACACAUUCCCUCUCUCUCUCUCACACACACACACACACACACACACACACACACACACACACUAACACACAUUCCCUCUCUCUCUCACACACACACACACACACACACACACACACACUCAAACAAAUACACACACUUCAUCUUAUGAACACACCAUUUGAAAACAACCACUGUGGAAUAUCUAAAAAGAUUAUGAAGCGUUUUAAUAACUGUUGUGGUGUAUAGACUUGUGCUUUUUCAUUUGACUCUUUUAUCCAUGUUUGCGCUUUGUGAUCAUUAGUUUAUGGAGUGAGAGUUUAUCACUAAUCCUGUGUGCUGUGGAACAGAGAGAAAGAGAGAAAGAGAGAGAUUGCCUCAGAGUCUGCAGCCUGGAGCUUGUCUCAGAUACUGCAGACGGAAGCC
Messenger RNA from Oncorhynchus kisutch (coho salmon), 3401 nucleotides. Its product is annotated as homeobox protein Meis2. Gene Ontology annotation, molecular function: DNA binding. Lineage: Eukaryota; Metazoa; Chordata; Actinopteri; Salmoniformes; Salmonidae. The record is from RefSeq and is a predicted model, not a curated record. The transcript is spliced from 13 exons. Gene Ontology annotation, biological process: regulation of DNA-templated transcription. The coding region runs from base 513 to 1691 and encodes 392 amino acids.